AUGAUAACGAGCUUAAUCGCUAUCUUGCUAAAGAAGGAGUAUCAACAAGAGUUUCUAAUUCUUAUAGCCCUUACACGGGAUAUCUUAUCUAUUCCUGCUAGUGGUGCUAGUGUAGAGCGUCUGUUUAAUUACGCGCGUGAUAUCUAUUAUUAUCGACGUAGGCAAUUAAAACCGGAGAUAGUUAAAGCGCUAAUGCUUUAUAUAUAUAUAACAAAAUUUGAGGUUAAACAAAGGGAGAUUAAUUUCACUAAAUAG
This is a messenger RNA of Penicillium cataractarum, 255 nucleotides long. RefSeq lists its product as uncharacterized. Lineage: Eukaryota; Fungi; Ascomycota; Eurotiomycetes; Eurotiales; Aspergillaceae. The record is from RefSeq and is a predicted model, not a curated record. The transcript has 2 exons. Gene Ontology annotation, molecular function: protein dimerization activity. Bases 1 to 255 code for a protein of 84 amino acids.